This is a messenger RNA of Etheostoma spectabile (orangethroat darter), 2317 nucleotides long. Its product is annotated as transmembrane protein 150A. Lineage: Eukaryota; Metazoa; Chordata; Actinopteri; Perciformes; Percidae. Gene Ontology annotation, biological process: protein localization to plasma membrane. Gene Ontology annotation, cellular component: plasma membrane. The record is from RefSeq and is a predicted model, not a curated record. The coding region runs from base 334 to 1080 and encodes 248 amino acids. The transcript is spliced from 8 exons.
AUUUAAAGUGACAGUUCACACCAAAAUUAAAUACAUAUCUUUCUCCUCUUACCUGUAGUGCUAUUCAUCAGUCUAGAUUGUUUUGUUGUGAGUUGUCGUUGCUGAGAAGUUGUUUGGAUUAGAACAAACAAUGUGAUAGCAUCAAGAAGGCCAACCCUAUGUUUCUCAACAUUUUUUCUGACAGGGCAAGGUGGUGCUCCAAAGGUGUGGCAGAGAAAGAGACUCUCUCCCAUAAAAGCAGGGCUGCACUCUGGAUGGUGGAAGACUAUUGCUAACUGCAGCAGUGCAAUUGUGUGGUGGAAGAACCUGAACUACACUUACAUCAUAUAGGACAUGGUGCUUUGGAUUAUUUUCCCCAUCUCCCUCUCCCUGGUGUCCUUCAUUGGAACAUGGACUGUAUAUGGCCUGGCUUUCACAAACAGUCAUGUGUGCUCUCUCAGUGACUGGGGGAGUGACAACUACUGCACAGGUAAUCAGUCCACUGGAUGUUGCCUUGUUCCCACUAUAAGCUCAAGUGGAACUAGUGCCCCAGAAAAUUCACUUUUUACAGCCACAAUCAACUUGGGAUCCUUUCUGUUUCUGCUGUUCAGUUUAUUCCACCAUGCCCACAUUAUGGAGAAACACACGUGUCAUUCCAUGCUGAGCAGGUUUGCACUGGUCUUCGGUGUGGUGGCAGCUUUGGGAGCAUUCACAGCUGGAAACUGUAAUCCAGGUUACCUGGCACUCCUUCACUAUCUCGGAGCUGCCAUCAGUUUCGUGUGCAUCUGCUUCUACACUGUCCUGCUCACUGCGCUGACUGGGAAGUGUUUGCUGACAGGAUAUGAGAAGAUUCUCUACCCGUUACGCAUUGCCUCCACUGUGGUUCAAACAAUUGUCACCAUCUGCUAUACUGUUUUGUUCGCCCAGGAUGAGUACUUUUACGUUCACUUGUCAGCUAUAUUUGAGUGGAUGCUUAGCAUUAACCUGGAGCUGUUUGAGCUCAGCUUCGCUGUGGAGUUUUGCUUCUUCUCAUCCUUCAUGCUUUCAAAUCUGUUGAGCAAACGUGAGGAAGAAAAGCCUUUAAUGAUGACGAUGUCCUGAUAUGAGGCCGGUAGGGUCCAGCUGAACCACGUAAGCAGCGAGGAUGGACUGAGUAAGACAUCUGUGGCUGGAUCGGAGAUAAUGAACUAAUUUUUUUUUUUUUUUCAUCACUCCGCUGGGAUGGUUAUAUAGCCAUUUAUGGCUUAUGACCACUUUUAUUCCACCCUCUUGAUACUGCAGCCUAAAACUAUGAUUUUCUUUACUAGGCAUUUCUCUUCCCCAUCUCUUACUGUAUUUCUUAUUCCUUAUUUAUUGAAACAAACUUCUUGUACAGCAAAUGAACAAAACAGUUGUAUUAUGCUUAUGCUAUGACAACAGAACAAUUAACCUGAUGUUUCAUACUCCUUAUUUAUGUUAAUCAUUUUUUGUGUGCAAUUACUGAAAUGUUAAUUUAAGGUACACUAAUGAGGACCACAAUUUAUGAGAAUCUUACAGAUUUUAGCUUGACAAUGAGGUUCUUUGAGUACUUGUAUAUAGCUUUGGCACUUAAUAAAAAAUGACCACUGUACUCACUGAGAAGUCCUGUUAUUCUGCGGAUACUUUACUUCAUAGCUCUACCAGAAGUUAGAGAACAUUUUAGUACACCCAUUCAGAGAGAUUUAUCCCUGUGACGUCAUAAGAUCUGGUUUGACUGGAUGACUGAGUGACAGUCAGAAAAUAACAGUACAAGGACGACAGCAUAUUAUUCAACAGGUUAUUUAUCUAGAAGCAUUGCGUACAGUGGUUUUCUGUAAACCUUGUUACGUUUUUAGGUGUGGUUAAUGCGUGCGAGUCAGAGGACAGCAACUUAAAAGUCCUGAAAAAGAAAAAAUAUUUUUCUAUUUCCUUGAGUGAUGUGAAUGUAAGAAGUGCUUUGAAUUACAUCUCUUGUAUCUAGUGCUCUAUAAAUAAAUUAUAAUAAUUUAUUAUUAUUAUGUGCCAAAGUUAGAACAGGUUGUUAGAAGUAAAUAAGUUUGUAAAACCAUAAAUGUAAUGACAAAACAACAUGGUUCUGGUUUUAAUGCAAAGCACUUAACCUUUACUUGAAAGAAGGUAAUAUACAUCCUGGAAUUACAGAUAAAGAUACAUUAUCAGCAAAAUCAUUUCACAAUGAAUAUCUUUUCUUUGCAUUAAACAAGAGAGGAGUGUGACAUUAUCUACAGUUUUUGUUAGGAAGAAAACAGUGAAAAGCACACCUAAUUCUUUCAGCAUCUUUACUUUAUGGUAAAAAAAUUCAUCUAUAUGCAGUACUCUACAU